Cladophialophora yegresii CBS 114405 is the source of this 408-nucleotide messenger RNA. Its product is annotated as prefoldin subunit 4. NCBI's taxonomy places the organism in Eukaryota, Fungi, Ascomycota, Eurotiomycetes, Chaetothyriales, Herpotrichiellaceae. Gene Ontology annotation, cellular component: cytoplasm; prefoldin complex. The transcript is spliced from 4 exons. Bases 1 to 408 code for a protein of 135 amino acids. The record is from RefSeq and is a predicted model, not a curated record. Gene Ontology annotation, biological process: protein folding.
AUGUUGUCAAGAAGAGUGCUUUCGCGGGAAGAAGAGUCCGAGUCCACAGACGCAGAAGUCACGAAAGAGGACCAAGACAAGAUCAACACCUUCUCCAGGCUGCAUAACCGGAGCAAAGCCCUCGAAGAGGAACUGGGUGCCAAACAGAAAGACAAAGAAGACCUCGAAGAACUGGCCACGGAACUCGAACUCGCGGAUGAGGAUGAAUUGAUACGGUACAAGAUCGGCGACUCGUUCAUGCACCUGCCGCUCAGCGAGGCGCAGGAUCUCCUGGCCGAGCAGACGGGCGAGAUUGAGAGCGAGGUGUCGACGUUGGAGGAGCAGCUCGAGGGGAUCAAGGAGGAGAUCUCGACACUAAAAGCCCAUCUGUAUGCGAGGUUUGGGAGGGGGAUCAAUCUCGAGGCAUAA